Sebastes umbrosus (honeycomb rockfish) is the source of this 3591-nucleotide messenger RNA. RefSeq names its product engrailed homeobox 2a (gene en2a). Gene Ontology annotation, cellular component: nucleus. The transcript has 2 exons. Bases 855 to 1688 code for a protein of 277 amino acids. Lineage: Eukaryota; Metazoa; Chordata; Actinopteri; Perciformes; Sebastidae. Gene Ontology annotation, molecular function: RNA polymerase II cis-regulatory region sequence-specific DNA binding; DNA-binding transcription factor activity, RNA polymerase II-specific. Gene Ontology annotation, biological process: neuron differentiation; multicellular organism development; regulation of transcription by RNA polymerase II. The record is from RefSeq and is a predicted model, not a curated record.
AGUGCAUAAUAACAUAGUAAAAACGUAUACUAUUCCUCGUUUUAAUGGGAAUCCCUCCCUCCAUGCCCUGCAAGCAAAGGAACCCCCCACAUCCCACUUUGACAGCCGAUGCUUCUAUCUCCUAUAAUAAACUCAAACAAUGUGAUGCACAUUAGAUUUGCAAACUAAAACUCCCAAAAAAAAUGAAGUCACAGGUUCAUAAACACAGAUGAAUUAUUGGGAGUAUCUGUGGAGCAUGCACUGGAUUUAAAUGAGGCUUCUUCUCUCCCUCUCCGUCAGUGCAGGAGGACUCUUUCCCUUUUACUAAAGGCUGAGGAUGGGCGUUUUUUUUGUGGACUGCUCUGGAGUCUGCGUCAGGUGGCCCGGUUUCUCCCACCCCAUUGGUCCAAGGCACGUGUCUGGGAGGACGGUGGGAAAACGUCACUCGGGGGGCUCGUAUUGAAAAUAAGAACAAAACUCCAGAGUGAGAGUAUUAGAGCAUCAGUUUAGGAGCUCUCUUUAUUUACCCUUAGUUUAGUUUAGGUGUAGGCACACUGAAAUCGGAUAACACUAAAUUUGGAUGGUGCGCAAAUGGCACUAGCUCUGCGUUAUCAGUAGAGAUUGAGAGGAUAUAUAUGUCAAAAAAAAGUAUGCUUUUCUCAAGAGGACACUACGGCAAGGCUUUGCAUGGUGUCCAAGGCACUCACUAGAAUUUGAGUUUUAUUUUUUUUUAUAUAAAUAUAUAUUCCAAGCGUGCAUUUUCUUUUUUUUUUUUGCAAAUUUUAAAUCCCCCUGAAGUUCUUUUUUUUGCGAAUUUUUGCUUCUUGCAGAGCGGAGAGAGAGUGAUAAAGGGGUUAAAAAGAAAGUGAAUCAGUAUGGAAGAAAAUGAUCGUGGAGACAUAGACGUGGUGGUGGAGCAGCAGCAGGAUGAGUCCAACAACAGAGGCAUCCUUCCUCUGUUACAGGCGCCUGGGAACCUGCAGCAGAUUCCUCACAGGGUCACCAAUUUCUUCAUCGACAACAUCCUGCGGCCGGAUUUCGGACGCAAAAAGGACGGAGGAGGAGGAGGCGCAAACCAAGAAGAGAGAGAGAGUAGCCGCCUGGAGAGCCACAACAGCCCAGACGCGCCUCAGACCGAGCCGGUUGGCAACACGGUGCCGGCUGAAGGAACCUCCACUCCGCACACGGUCACCGGGACCAAGAAGCCAGCUAUAGCCGCCGAGGAGAGUCUGAAACCCCGCGUGGAGAGAGGAGACCAGUGCCUAAGCUCAGACUCAGACAGUUCCCAAGCCAGCUCAAACCCAUCCCAGUCCAAGUCCAUGCUGUGGCCAGCCUGGGUCUACUGCACCAGAUACUCGGACAGGCCUUCUUCAGGGCCAAGAUCUCGCAAACCAAAGAAGAAGACGACGACGACGACGACGACCAGCAAAGAGGACAAGCGACCACGGACGGCCUUCACAGCAGAGCAGCUGCAAAGACUAAAAUCGGAGUUUCAAACCAACCGGUAUCUGACCGAGCAGAGGCGGCAGAACCUGGCGCAGGAGCUGGGCCUCAACGAGUCCCAGAUCAAGAUCUGGUUCCAGAACAAGAGGGCCAAAAUCAAGAAGGCCACCGGCGCUAAAAACUCUCUGGCCUUGCACCUGAUGGCACAGGGACUGUACAAUCACGCCACCGUCUCGUCGAAAGACGAAAAAUCAGACAGCGAUUGAUUUCACAGAGAAGAGAAGUCACAACAGCAGCAGCAGCCUCCUUCCUGACGAAAAACCACCCUAUAGUAAUCCUAUGAUAGAUGUUUUAUAGAGAUAUCACUGCAAAAACUACAUAUUUACAGCAGAUAAAAAAUACAUAUUAAUACCACUAUAAAGCUGACAGGAAAUAAAUAAAAUAAGGACCACAAAGAGUCCCCCUACAGGAAUAUUUAAGCUCUCUAUAGGAAUAUUAUAGUGAUUUUUCGUUUUAUGGGAGGUUUUUGUCAAGCCUACAAUGCAAUAAUUUCAUCGAAUAAAGGGCCAGUGUAGAGUAUACCAGCAUAAAAUUGUUUGAAAAAAAAAAUAAGAGAGAUAUUUCUGCAAUAUCACGUCUAUAAAAGAUGUUGUAUAAAGUUUUCAUUGUUUGUCGUCCCCCCCACCACCCAACAGGAGGUACACAUGCUUACACCCAUCAUUUUUCUAUAUACAGGCCUACAUGAUUGUCAUCAUUUUACAUUGAACUAACUGGCACUUCGAUCUGUCAGUGAACAAAAACUGAAGUCCAAAGAAUAUUUUUCUGCUGCAUCCAGGCUACUGUGAAUUUAAAUAAAUGCUAACACCAGUUUUUUUUAUUAUUUCCAUGCUUGUUGGUUUGUGUUUUAAUGUAAAAAAAAAAAAAAAAAAAACAGGACGGAGGAUUUUUUGAGUGCAGACCUAAUUGGGCAGACAAUGAAUUUUGAUACGUUUUUUAAAAAGAAAAAAACAGGAAGUUUAUUAUUAUUAUUAUAAUAAUAAAGUGACUGAGAGGUAGCGAUUUUUUCUAACACGCCACUGAACUAAAACGCUAAGUUACGCCUUGCUUAUUAUCCAUGUGGUCGUCUUAUAGCCUUUAAACCAAUAUUAUGUGCGUAUUCCCUUCGUUAUACCAAUGCAUCAGUGCAGCUAUUAUAGUUUUAACUAGCAAUAUCAAUCUUUUGUUUUGUAGCUAGAACUGAAUUGAAGGCUAUAAUGCUGCCUAUAAAGUCACAGAACAAACUCUGUAGCAUAAAGACAAUGAUGACAACCAUUCUGCGCACUCUUUUGACUAUAAAAAGCAGGUUAUUGGAUGUUCUUGUUAAAUCUUUUCUCUAUAUACAGUUUUAUUACAUAUCCAUUUAUCAUAAAAAGAAGGCAAAUCCGUCAGUGACUGUAUUACAAAUGUUGGAAAUCUCUUAUCGUUGUUGAAAGGACUUCAUAUGUGUAUUUAUAUAGAUUAUAUUGAGAAAAAAAAAAUCUAUCCAAUGACCAGUGUUGCUUUAGAGUAGAUAUCUGAGGUGUUUACACUGCUUGUUUAUCUUGCAAUAACUUUCUUUUUGUUUCUUUUUUGUGAAUGAUAAUAGUUUAUGGGGCCUUUGCAUGAAAGCUGCAAUUUGUUGUACUUGGGCAAAUAACUGUGUUUAUAAACUCUGGUCUUUAUCGACACAAGUAUGAUCGAGCUAAGUUUUAGACUGUAUCCAUACCAAAUUGUGGACUUUUUGCCUUUCAAAGUGUUUUUGUUGUGUAUCUGCAAAAAGUGUGUGUGAAUUAAAAUCCACCAAACAGAAACACACUUUGCCUUAAAGUUCAGGUGUGAACUUUGUGUGAAACAGAACUGUGCCGAAUCAGAGAAGCAGUAUUACUUCAAAUGCAGACUAUUCAAGUUUAAUGCCUUUAUGAAAAACUGCUGGUACGACAUUAUGAAUUUACUCAUCAGCGUAUAUCUAUCUAUAUAUGAACAUGUUUAAAUAAAAUUACAACACAGAGUUGUAGAAUACAAUGCUAUUUUUUAUUUUAUGUUGGAAGUAUUCUUUGGUAUAAAUGUACAUAAUUUGUAUCAUGUAUUAAUUGUGUAAUUAACUGCCUCCUGAAAAACUGCAAAAGAAGAGUAAAUAAACCUUGAAGAUUA